UCUCGUUAGGAUCCAGCUGGCAUAUGUAAAUCCUCUUAUUUUAGCUUCAUAUUUUGAAUAAAUAAAAAUUUACCAAUAUAUAUGCAUAAAAUAAAAUAUUUUUUUCUUUUUAUUUUGAUAUCCAUAUAUCUACAUGUAACUUUUAAUUAAAUUUUUAUCUAUUGAUUCUCUACCUAAAUAUUCAUACCAAACGUAGGACUAGGCGAUGAAAACGGCGAUCUAGGGCUCUCGAUGGUAUCGCAACGAUGGGAUCCGGGGAUCGGUGAGGCUGUUGGGUUGGAAGUAAAUCGGGCUUACGAAGGGGGCUCUAGAGAAAGGAAACAACGGGUACGACUAAAUUGUUGGGAGGGGUGGUUUGAUCCAAAAGAUGGAAAGGGGAUCCUUGCGAGGCUGAGGAAAUCUUCAAUAUCAUUACAGUGGAUUACAAUUGGGGUCACCAUCAAGAUUAAAAUUGGUAUUAUUUCCGUUUUCUCCAUUCGUAUCUGGACAAGGGAGAUCGGAGAGAUUCGAGUCCAUUUGUAUGUGACUCGGAAAGGGUUAUUAGAGUGGUGGUCGUCAUGGAGGUGGUGCCAAAAAGAUGGAGGAGAAGGGUACUUCAAAUCCGAAAGGGGGACAGCAGAAACUUUAAUUUUAUGGAUAUCAUCUUCUCAAUAUUCAGUAAGCAGGUCCUGGGUUUGGCGUUAGUUCUUUAUAGCCUUUGGUUUUUCAUAAGCUUCAUGCGCAUGUGUACUCACGUUGGGUCUAAGGUCUUGUUGGUUUUAUCAUAUCUGUUUGCAUGUUUUUCUGCAAUGCUUAAUUUCAAAUUAUAUCAAAGGAAUAAAAAUGGAUUCUUUUAUUAUUGGUACUGGUGGUUCUCAGUGAUUCUUAUUAGCGUUUCCACUCAUGUUUAUUCUGAGCUUUUUGGUAUUUUGGAUAAGGGUUGGACUGUAUUUGUGAUCAAAAAGGUUUAUUGGUUAUGGUGGACACUGUUUAUGGCUUUGGUUGGAGAUCAAUGGCUGUGUUGGGUCUCUUUAAACCACACACGGACCAUGUUUCUGGUCUCUGUGUUUUUUUGGCUGUUGGAUGGCCUUCUUUUGCUUCAUUGUAUUGACCAUGAGAAAUGGUAUUGGAAUAAAAUAACUGGAUGGAGGUUUUUUAUUAUGGCAGCAAAGGUAGUAGGAUUAAAUCACAGUUUUGGCAGGAUGGUUUUAAAUUGGUUUAUGGUUGGUGACUGGUAUCGAUGGAAUAUAUGGACAAGAGAGGUAUAUGGUACACAACAAAUAAGGUAUGUCCUUUGGAUUUUAAAAUUGAUAAAACUGAGUUGUGAUGGGGUACAAAGAGAUCAUUUGGAAGCAACAGAGGACAAACGAUGGAAUAUAAUAAACUCGAAUGAUCUACUAAGCCUGGUGUCUUGGUGUUUUGCAUAUGUUAAUGGUAGUGUGGAUAUGAGUCAUACGAAUCACAAAGUGACCGUUGAACCAGUUGAGAAUGGGGGUUUUCUUAAACGCAUAGGACAUAUGAUUCAGGACCGGUUUGGACCAGGAGAUUUGAAGUAUGGUCUGAAUUUAAUUUUCAUGGAAACAAAAAGUGUGCAACGAUGGCAUUGGCAUAAGGGACAAAAAAUGAGGUAUUUGGCUUUCAGAAUGGAAAUUAAUAGGGGUUCAUUAUCUCCACAAUUCUCAGCUAGGUGGGGUUAUGGGUUUUUGAGGCAAGGAAUCAAUUGGUUUGUCCGGCUUUUAAAAUUCAACGAAGCUAGCAGCUCAAUUGUGGGGAAUGGGUACUGUCUUAUUUGUGUUUAUCUUCUAGGAGAGUAUGUACAGAAUCAGGAUGAAUGGUCCGGUCAGUUUGUUUGUGCUGACAAACGAAAACGUUUAUGUGAUACUUGGGGGAUAGGGGAAAUUUUGGAUAUCGUUGAUCAUAGUGUAAAGGAUAUGAUGUGGCUUACGAACAUAAUGGAGAAAGAUUCACGGAUCAGUCAAGAUUUUGAUUGGCAAGGGUUCCUACUUUUCUGCAGGAUGAGAAGUUUUGGAGCUUCUGUUAACGUCGCAGCGUUACAAGGUAGCGACGGUGUUUUUAUUAACUAUGGUCUGGUGGGUUUUGGUAAAUGGACGGGCUGGUGGAUAAAUGAAAAGAUCUCAGCUACUAAUCCAGAUACAGUACAAAAUGGGAAAAUAUAUGAGGGGGUGUAUAAUGGGAUUGUGGACUAUGUCCAAUGGAUACUCUAUUGGAUAAGGGAUUAUUAUGGGCUUCAUCAGGCCUAUGUUUUAAUAACUCGAAAGAGUAAGAUAAUUUAUUUUAAUGAGAGUUCUUAGCUGGAAUUGUAGAGGCAUGGGGAGUAAAUGGACAAUCAGUUACUUACGGGAAAUAUGGCAUCAACAUAAACCUGAUUUUUUAUUUUUAUCAGAAACUAAACAGGAUUUUGCUUUCGUUCAAGG
This is a messenger RNA of Raphanus sativus (radish), 2414 nucleotides long. RefSeq lists its product as uncharacterized. The coding region runs from base 558 to 2291 and encodes 577 amino acids. NCBI's taxonomy places the organism in Eukaryota, Viridiplantae, Streptophyta, Magnoliopsida, Brassicales, Brassicaceae. The transcript is spliced from 2 exons. The record is from RefSeq and is a predicted model, not a curated record.